Molecule: messenger RNA, 1882 nt
Organism: Cariama cristata (Red-legged seriema)
Lineage: Eukaryota; Metazoa; Chordata; Aves; Cariamiformes; Cariamidae
Product: kinesin-like protein KIF16B
Exons: 7
Source: RefSeq, a predicted model, not a curated record
CCUUUUCCCUGUAAAAGGACCGAUCUGUCUAAGGCUAGAAUUUGAGAGACAGCAACGAGAGGAGCUUGAAAAAUUAGAAAGUAAAAGGAAACAAAUAGAAGAGAUGGAAGAAAAACAGAGAUCUGACAAAGCAGAACUUGUGAGAAUGCAGCAAGAAGUAGAGUCCCAGCGCAAAGAGACGGAAAUAGUACAGCUGCAAAUUCGAAAACAGGAAGAGAGUCUGAAACGGAGAAGUGUUCACAUUGAGAGCAGGUUAAAGGAUUUGCUGGCUGAAAAGGAAAAAUUUGAAGAAGAGAGAUUACGGGAACAACAGGAGAUAGAGCUUCAAAAGAAAAAGCAGCAGGAAGAAAUUUUUGCCCGGGUCAAAGAGGAGUUGCAGCGACUACAAGAACUUAAUCAUAAUGAAAAAGCAGAGAAAAUGCAGAUUUUCCGUGAACUAGAAAAACUUAAAAAGGAAAAAGAUGAACAGUAUAUUAAGCUGGAAUCAGAAAAAAAGAGACUUGAAGAACAGGAAAGGGAGCAGGUGAUGCUGGUGGCUCAUCUAGAAGAACAGCUUCGAGAGAAGCAGGUCAUGAUAGAGCUCCUGAAGAGAGGGGAUGUACAAAGAGUUGAAGAAGAGAAAAGAGAUCUUGAAGAUAUUAGAGAAUCUCUUUUGAAAGUCAAGGAAGCCCGAUCUGAAGGUGAUGAAAAACGUGAAGAAUUAGAAAAAGCGCAACAUGAUUUCAUAGAGUUUAAAAGGAAACAACUGGAACAGUUGACUAUUUUGGAAAAAGAUUUAGUUCAACAAAUGGAUCACCUAGAAAAGGAAAUAGCAGAUGAAAAAAGAGCUCUGGAACAUUUAAAAUUUGCACACGAAGAACAUUUAAAUCUCAAGAGAGAUGAUGAAAACUUUGUGGAUGCCGUACUCAAGGCUGAAGAAGUUGACAAGAUAAAGCCAGUGGAGUGCAGGCUCCAAUCUAAACUACGCCAGCUUGAGUACCUGAAGAGUAAUCAUUUGCCAGCUCUUCUGGAAGAAAAACAAAGAGCUUCUGAAGUCCUUGAUAGAGGCUUGUUAGGAUUAGAUAAUACUCUCUAUCAAAUAGAGAAAGAAAUAGAAGAAAAAGAAGAGCAGCUUGCCCAGUAUAGAGCUAGCACAAAUCAGCUACAGCAGCUUCAAGAAACCUUUGAAUUCACAGCCAAUGUAGCUCGCCAGGAAGAAAAGGUUCGGAAAAAGGAAAAAGAAAUCCUUGAAUCAAGGGAAAAACAGCAGAGAGAGGCGCUGGAGCAAGCUGUUGCUAAGUUAGAAAGGAGGCACUCUGCUUUGCAACGUCGUUCGACGAUAGACUUUGAAAUUGAAGAGCAGAAACAGAAGCUUGCCACCUUGAACAACAGCUGCAGCGAACAGGCAGGUCUGCAGGCUAGUCUAGAAGCUGAGCAGAAAGCCCUCGAACAAGACCGAGAGCGCCUGGACCAGGAAAUUCAGCAGCUGAAGCAAAAAAUAUACGAGAGUGAUGGUGGUCAGAAAGGAAAUCAUGGAACAUCAGAAGAGAGACUCUCCCAUACCACUUCCCCUACCAGCCCAACAAAGGCACAGCCACCCACUGCUCCACUAGUUGAUGACAGGAUAAAUGCCUUUAUUGAACAAGAAGUGCAGAGAAGGCUCCAGAAUAUUCAUCACAAAGCUGAGGAUAACAAUGUUAGCCUAUCCUGGUCUACAGAAAGUUUAAAGGAUAAUGAGAGGCUUAAUAACGGCACUGUUCAACGCAAACUGAAGUAUGAGCGGAUGGUCUGUCGUUCACUGGGAGCAAAUCCAGAUGACCUAAAGGACCCAAUUAAAAUUAGUAUUCCACGCUAUGUCCUGUGUGGGCAGGGAAAGGAUGAACAUUAUGAGUUUGAAAUAAAG